Messenger RNA from Trichomonas vaginalis G3, 1033 nucleotides. RefSeq lists its product as uncharacterized. The transcript has a single exon. The annotation marks the transcript as partial. Lineage: Eukaryota; Parabasalia; Trichomonadida; Trichomonadidae. The record is from RefSeq and is a predicted model, not a curated record.
AUGAUUAAACAACAGCAACCACAGCAACUUAAGGCGCAAAGCGCCCAGGUCCUUCAGACCAUUACAUACGCCACAUAUGCAUAUAAUUCAAAGACGGCAGAACAAACGCAAAGGUUGAAAUAUGGAGAUUUGGAGAUAGUAUUGAAAAAUGACCAUUUCGAAUUCGUUUGCAAAGGUGGUGCAAUGAUAUCAAAUAUAAAAGAAAUUUUAUUUAUGAAUUCAAAAAUUAAAGGAAUAACGGAUGAUAUAACAUCAAUUCCACCAGAAGAACAGAGAUAUUACGCAUUAAAUGCAUUUCCUAAAGUUUUGAAGAUUGGAAGAUUUAAUUUAAAUGAGGAAUUCAUAGAAGGUUUCCUAAACGACAUAAUGAAGAAAGCAGAUAAGGAAUAUGUGGAUAGUGAGUUAAAUAAGAAGGCAGAUAAGGAAUAUGUGGAUAGUGAGUUAAAUAAGAAGGCAAAUUUGGUUUAUGUUGAUGAAAAAGAUAAUGAAAUUAAAGAAAAGGUUGAAUGGUAUCAUGAAUGGACAUUUGAGACUUUUAAAGUUAAAGCUGAUACAGCAUGGGUUUCGGGAUGUUUAGACCUUAAAGCAGAUAAAACUUAUGUUAAUGAUGAGUUAGAGAAGAAGGCGGAUAAGGAAAAAGUUAUUUCAUUCAUUAAUACUGAGUUAGCAAAGAAAGCUGAUAUAUCAUUUGUUAAUGAAGAAAUAAAACAAUCAGAGGUCUAUUUUACUCCACCAUUUUUAAAUUUUAUGAAAUCAUCAGAUAAAACCUUUGAUAUAGAUUCUUUUGAAUGGAUAUGUUUCGAUGGAGUGACCAUGUAUUUAUUUUAUACAGCUGGAGUGCUUUAUUAUUUUAAAACAAAUGAUUUUAAAAACUAUGAAUCAUUUACUCCAUCUGUUUGGAAUCCUGAUACACGAAAGUCAAUCAUUAAUCCAAGAAUUUUAUAUGUUGAAUAUAAUAACGGUAAAUUUAUGGGAAUGAUAACGGUUGGAGAUGAUUUUACCCUUGUUAUUCAUUCGAUUGUAUCCAAUGGUU